AUGAUUCCGACAGAUGAUCUGAACGAAGCAAGGGUACAGAAGGUUUUGGGAAUAACUUGGCAGCUGGACAAGGACGAAUUACAAUUACGUUUCAGAAAGAAUGUAAAUGACGGCGAAAGAUUACAAAAGGAAAACUAUGACCCCUUAGGUUGGGCAGCACCAGUUAAUUUGAAGGCAAAAUUGCUGGUACAGAAGUUAUGGAAAAAAUCGUUUACUUGGGACGAGAUUCUGCCGGAAAAGAUUCAGAAGGAAUGGAAAGAGAUACAGAAAUUAUGGAAUGAAUUCGAUUUAUUUUUUGUUCAUUUUCAUCAUACAUUUUUCAUCGAGUGA
Enterobius vermicularis (human pinworm) is the source of this 330-nucleotide messenger RNA. NCBI's taxonomy places the organism in Eukaryota, Metazoa, Nematoda, Chromadorea, Rhabditida, Oxyuridae. The record is from the annotation of a GenBank genome assembly.